GGGAUUCACCACUUCUUCCGGCAUUCAGGCUUCGUUGGCCACCCCGUAACCCCGCGUAUUCAACAUAUUCAAUUGCGUACUUUUACUUGUUCGAACAUAGUGGGGACCGUCGGGGUCUUUGAUGGCCGAUAUUUCCCAAUCGACAUACAAUCACCGAGAUUUCCUUGAAAUCAUGGAAAUGGUUGAUAAGCGAUUGAACGAUUCGGGAAAGAACUGGAGACAUGUCUUCAAGGCCCUGACUCUACUGGAUUACUUGCUACACACCGGAGCGGAGGCUGUCAUCGCAUACGCAAGGGAAAACAUACAUGUCAUCAAAACGUUGAAAGAGUUUCAAUACAUUGAUGAUGAUGGAAAAGACCAGGGAGCGAAUGUGCGUCAGAAGUGCAAGGACAUAGUAGCCUUACUGGCAGACGAGACACGAUUACGCGAAGCACGCCAGACACGGGCAGAUAUGCGGGGUCGCAUGGGUGGCAGCGGAUCAAGGCCAGAAAAUGACGGUUCGGGUUCAGGCGCAUACUAUAAUGAGGAUUUUGAAUUACAAAAAGCGCUUGAAGAAAGUAAGAAGACAGCGCAACAAGAUCAGAAACGUAGAGCCGGAGAGGACAAGGAGGAAGAAGAACUCCGACGAGCGUUGGAGCUUAGUGAGAAAGAGGCGAUCGAAAGGCGUAUGCGGGAAAGGGACGAAGCAGCGGCGAAAGCUGCUGCCGAACCAGCCAAGGACAACAUCAUCGAUUUCUUUGGCGGUCUCGAAGACACCACUCCAGCAAACCCUUACGCCCAACAACCGCAACAAACACAAACCUCGUAUGAUCCAUUCUCUGGAUUUGGCGGGGCGGAUCCCUUUGCUGCUCAGCAGCAGCAGCAAUUGCAGCAGCAGUAUGCAUUGCAGCAGCAACAACAGCUGGCUCUCCAACAGCAGCUUGCUCAACAACAAUUCCAGCAGAACCAAAUGUUGCAAAAUCAAAUGCAAAACUCCAACCCAUUCGGUACGGCCCCGGCAAACCCUAUGCAGGAUCAACUCACCGGAAACAACGACGCACUGGCUCGUGGAAGUGGCCCGAUCGAUCCAUUCGCGAGUCUUGCCGCUAGCCGCACAGGCGGCGCAAGCGGAGCAACGCAGUCGAAUCCGUUCGGGGUAGCACAAGGGGCCGGGAACGACAUUUUUGGGGGCGGCAAUCAGCAGAGCCUCGCAAACCAGUCGACAGGUGGAGGAUUUGGCAAUGCCGCUCAAGUGUCCGCACACAACACUGGCAGUGGGUUUGGCGGAUUCAAUCAGGGUCAGGCGCAGAACCUUGGAGGAGGCUUUGGAGGCUUUGGUCAGGGCGGACAAGCAAUCCAGCAGCAUAAUACGGGCGGUAACUUGGGAAGCAACUUGGGAGGUUUUGGUACCCAACCGCUCCAAGCCCACAACACAGGUGGACCAUUUGGCAACAGGGGGGGUAUUCCUGCACAUCUGACUGGAGGAGGAUUAGGCGGCUUUGGCGGCGCUGGAUCCCAGCCUAUUUCCCAGCACAACACAGGGAGUGGCUUCGGAACGCCCGCUCAAGGCACUGGUGGCUUCAACACACCAAACAAAUCCGCCAACGACCUUGUCAACUUGGACGCCUCCAGUUUGAUGAAGGGAAGCGGCUCAGGGGCCGCCAACAACUUUGGCCUCCCCGCCGCAAAGAAUCCCUUCGCCACAGCCGGAACCAGUGCUGGUGGAAAAUUCCAAUGGGAGGCGCCAAAACCCUCCCAGCCCACCCUCGCUCAACUUGCCACCCAAAACACCACUCAAAGCACAUUCGGCGGUGGUGGCUUCAACGGUGCAGGCGGCAACAACAACAACGCUUUCGGUGGCAUGCAGACCGGAUUCGGCGGCGCUUUCCCACAACAACAGCAGCAACAGCAACAGCAGCAACCAUUCUUCGGCGGCGGGGUUCAAGGCGGCCAAGGCUUCGGAAACCCCCAGCAAGGCGCCACAUCUUUCGGUGGCCAACAACAGCAAGGGUUCCAGCAACAGCAAAACGCGUUCGGCCAGAACCCAUUUGGCGCUCAGCAAAACCAGCAUAAUCAGCAGCAAAUGGGAGGUGGAUCCUUCUUCUGAUUCUGAAAGCGGUUAAAUAUGCCGAAGUGAGAUGCAGUAUCUCCUCCGAAAACCCAAUCGUUUUUGUGGUCAUCCCCUCCUUCAUCGACGUUGAUAUCCCACCCCUUUUCCUUUACUUCCACGAGAACCUCAGCGGAGGUUU
Messenger RNA from Fimicolochytrium jonesii, 2228 nucleotides. RefSeq lists its product as uncharacterized. Gene Ontology annotation, molecular function: phospholipid binding; clathrin binding. Gene Ontology annotation, biological process: endocytosis. Bases 122 to 2086 code for a protein of 654 amino acids. The record is from RefSeq and is a predicted model, not a curated record. Gene Ontology annotation, cellular component: plasma membrane; endosome; clathrin vesicle coat. The transcript is spliced from 9 exons. Lineage: Eukaryota; Fungi; Chytridiomycota; Chytridiomycetes; Spizellomycetales; Powellomycetaceae.